AUGGGCGUGAAAUUGGGUUCCCGCAAAUGGGCUUUUACAGUUUUCUUCGGAAUAAUGCUACUUCACGUUGCCGCCAUUGCUCUCUUCACUCGAGGCUUUCUCCUCACUCGAACUGAAUUGCCUCUGUAUAGCCAAUGCUCUGAUAUUUCCCAAUCUCCGUGCUUUCCCUCCUCAGCCGGCGGCCGGCAGGAACAAAUUGACCCGGUUGAUCGUAAUCAGAAUCGGACUAUUAUUGCUCCGCCUCUGGGUCAGGGAUGCUGGACUAAGCCCGCCGUUGAUCGUGUCGUUAUUAUUAUCCUCGAUGCUCUCAGGUUUGAUUUCCUUGCUCCCAGUUCCUUAUUUGAAGAGAAGAAACCAUGGAUGGACAAAUUACAAGUGCUGCAGAAGUUAGCAAGUAAACCAGGAUCAUUUGCUAAGAUUUUUAAAGCAAUUGCAGAUCCCCCUACCACCAGUGUGCAACGUCUAAAGGGUUUGACUACUGGUGGACUUCCAACAUUUAUUGAUGUGGGUAAUAGUUUUGGGGCACCUGCAAUCGUUGAAGAUAACUUGCUAUAUCAGUUGGCUCAAAAUGGAAAGAGGGUGGUUAUGAUGGGCGAUGAUACAUGGGUGCAAUUAUUUCCUAAUCAUUUCAAUACAUCUUAUCCCUUUCCAUCCUUCAAUGUUAAAGAUCUCCACACGGUUGACAACGGGUGCAUUGAACACAUCUUUCCUUGGUUGUACAGAGAAGAUUGGGAUGUACUUAUUGCACAUUUUCUUGGUGUGGAUCAUGCGGGGCAUAUACAUGGUGUUGAUUCCUCACUGAUGGUGGAAAAGCUGGAGCAAUACAAUGGAAUGUUGGAGAAAGUUGUAGAAGUUCUGGAGAGCUCGAGCAGACCAGGUGGCUUACAUGAAAAUACUUUGCUUCUAGUUAUGGGUGACCAUGGACAAACAAUUAAUGGUGACCAUGGCGGUGGAAGUCCUGAAGAGGUGACGUUAAUGGAUAGUUUUACCUUAAUAAACUGA
This is a messenger RNA of Oldenlandia corymbosa var. corymbosa, 1002 nucleotides long. The record is from the annotation of a GenBank genome assembly. NCBI's taxonomy places the organism in Eukaryota, Viridiplantae, Streptophyta, Magnoliopsida, Gentianales, Rubiaceae.